AUGAGUUUUCAAAGAUUACUCGUAUGUCUGGAAAGUGAGUGCCGAUCGUCAGCGGCCGGCGGCGGCCGUACGGGUCAUACGGGAGCCAAUCAUUUGCUUAAUUUGUUGGGAAAACAUUGCAUUCAGUCUUUGAUAUGUAUUCACGAGAAGAUGUCUAAGUUUGAUAGACAUAGCGCUCAAUACAAGCCCUUUGAUUCAAAUGCUAGUAAUUUAAUGACACAAAUAUAUAAUGCGUUGAAAGACGAGUGGAUCUCCGAGUGUCAAGACUUGUGUCAAAUUAUCGCAAACCCACACUUGAGGGCAAUCCUGUUUGCGGCCGACUGUGUGGCCAGAAAUGACUACUCGCCUGCCCUUCCAUCCCAUGACUACGCAGACGAUGGCAUCGAUUCCGGUGGUGAAGACUACCCGUCGACACAACCGCUCAAAUUAGUGCGAGUCGUGAAGAAUGACGAACCGCUCGGCGCCACCGUUAAGGUGGACGAGAAGAGCGGUGCCGUUGUGUUGGCGCGAGUGCUGGUCGGAGGGGCCGCUCACAGGAGUGGACUCAUUAAUGUUGGCGAUCAGAUACUGGAGGUGAACGGCAUCUCAGUUCGCGGCCGUUCACCCAUUGAUGUCAUUACACUUCUUGAGCGUAACUGCAAGGAAGGGGUCAUUCGUUUCAAACUUCUGGCCUCAGAUAUCGAUUCCGAUCGUACGGUCAUUGAGAGUGCUGUUCACGUUCGGGCGCUCUUUGAUUACGAGCCAUCAGUUGAUCCGCAUAUCCCUUGCGGUCAGAUUGGUUUGCCCUUCAAAAAGGGUAACAUUUUAAAUGUGGUGAACAAAGAGGACCCGAAUUGGUGGCAGGCGUCCAAACUGCCCGAUCCCUCGGAGAAAUGNAGCCAUCAGUUGAUCCGCAUAUCCCUUGCGAUUGGUUUGCCCUUCAAAAAGGGUAACAUUUUAAAUGUGGUGAACAAAGAGGACCCGAAUUGGUGGCAGGCGUCCAAACUGCCCGAUCCCUCGGAGAAAUGUUGGAUGACUUUCGCCGGUUUAAUACCCGGACAACAGCUGCAGGAAAGACGUUUGGCUGUAAUGCGAGAUCUGAAGACACAAAUUGACAAAAACCGUUACAUUGAGAUAAUCCCCGGCUGUAAGAGUCCGUUCCGCAAAUCCGUUUGGAGCGCACGUAAAGUGAAGAAAGUCAUGUAUGAUGUGUGCCAUAGCGUCCACUUCGAUAGGGAACAGAUAGCAACCUAUGAACCGGUGGCUAAAUGCUAUCCCCAUCCCAAUCACUUCAGACCAAUCGUAUUCAUAGGUCCGGUAGGUGUCGGCCGAAAGACACUCAUCAGGUUUCUAAUAGAGGAGCGCCCGAAUCACUUCCGGCGACCAAUCGCUCACACGAGUCGAUUCAAGCGUUUCAAUGAAAACGAUGGCAUCGAUUAUCACUUCGUAAGCGAUGAUUGGUUUCAAAAUGAGAUAAAAUGCGGAAAUUUCAUAGAAUUCGGACAAUUCAAAGGCAAUUAUUACGGCAUUCAUAAGGAGUGUGUCCAUCAAAUCAUCAAUUCUGGGUUCGUAUGCAUAUUGAAUCUCAGCUCUCAAGGCCUCAAAAGGGUAUACAUCCCGGAGUUCAGGCCAUACGUGAUCUUUGUUCGGCCGCCGUAUGACUUGAAGCGAUUGAUCGCAAUUCGGACACAAAAAUGUGAUAAA
This is a messenger RNA of Medioppia subpectinata, 1683 nucleotides long. The record is from the annotation of a GenBank genome assembly. NCBI's taxonomy places the organism in Eukaryota, Metazoa, Arthropoda, Arachnida, Sarcoptiformes, Oppiidae.